Molecule: messenger RNA, 712 nt
Organism: Amphimedon queenslandica
Lineage: Eukaryota; Metazoa; Porifera; Demospongiae; Haplosclerida; Niphatidae
Product: COMM domain-containing protein 3-like
Exons: 7
Coding region: 36-617 (193 amino acids)
Biological process (GO): sodium ion transport
Source: RefSeq, a predicted model, not a curated record
UAUUGCUCGUGACCCAGCCCCGCCCACUAUUCAAAAUGGAGUUAUCAGGUAGCACAGUAACUGGACUGCAAUUGGCUGGUUCUUCUUCAAUAGAUGACAAGUCCUUCAACAGAUUGACUCAGUUAGUACUUCAAUCUAUAAUGGAGGACACUGACCCGUCCAUUAUACAAGAUGAUGGUAAAUUAUCAAAGAUAAAUCAAGGGAUGUUGAAGGAGUGCUACUCAUCAUUAAUUAUAUUAUUAAUUGAAGGUGCUCGAACUGACACUGAUACCACUGGAAUGAGGUCUACAUUGGAGGAUUGUAAAUUAACUCCUGACAGAAUUGAAGUAUUAGUAACACUUUAUAAUGAUAAUAAAGCAAAGCUAAGAGCAAGGUUGGGUAGAAUUCGUUCAUCAUUUCCUUACCUCACUGACGUCAACUGGAGAUUAGAUUAUUAUAUCAAAAGUAAUCAUUUGGAAAGAGUUGACAAACCAGUUUAUACAAUCAGUCUUAAUACUGAAGAAGGUGAUGGAAAGAAGAAAGAUGUUAUAUUUAGUUGCACACAAGAACAGCUCCAGGAUUUGGUGGGAAAGUUGAAAGAUGCUUCAAAAUCACUUGAGAAAUUUAGCCAACAAUAAAUAACUGAUGCAUUAAUAAUUGUUAUGUGUAUAAGUGUGUGCAUUUGUGUGAGACAUGUCUUUUUUGCUAAAUGAACUGUUAUGUUUCUAGUGAA